Messenger RNA from Rhipicephalus microplus (southern cattle tick), 826 nucleotides. Its product is annotated as dachshund homolog 1-like. The record is from RefSeq and is a predicted model, not a curated record. Gene Ontology annotation, cellular component: nucleus; transcription regulator complex. Gene Ontology annotation, molecular function: RNA polymerase II cis-regulatory region sequence-specific DNA binding; DNA-binding transcription factor activity, RNA polymerase II-specific. NCBI's taxonomy places the organism in Eukaryota, Metazoa, Arthropoda, Arachnida, Ixodida, Ixodidae. Gene Ontology annotation, biological process: regulation of transcription by RNA polymerase II.
AUGAGGGCCGAGCUUAGCGGCGCCGAAGGAAGCAGCAGUCCCGAGCCCCACGGUGGCGGCGGGGGUGGUGGGGGCCAGGCAGGGACAGGCAUGGACGAGCGCUACGCCCUCGACGCGGCACUUGGUCUGGGCGCCGUGUCUUCGAUCGAGACGCUCCUGCGCAACAUACAGGGCUUGCUCAAGGUGGCCGCGGACAACGCCAGGCACCAGGACAGGCAGAUCAGCAUCGAAAAGGCUGAGCUCAAGAUGGAAGUGCUGCGAGAGCGAGGACUUCGAGAGAGCCUCGAGAAGCAGCUAUCCGAAGAACAGAGGACGAGAGUGUUGUACCAGAAGCGUCUGAAGAAGGAACGCCGGUGUCGAAGACGCAUCCAGGAUCAGCUUGAGCUGGAACAGAAGAAGCGCUCUCAGUACGAAGAGGUUCUACGGAACAGCGCCACCGCCGACCACCGGUCACCGCCCGUGCAAUCACUGCCGCAGCCACAGCCGACGCAUGCGCAGGCAACGCAACAACCAGCGCCACCUGUGUUGUACCAGAAGCGUCUGAAGAAGGAACGCCGGUGUCGAAGACGCAUCCAGGAUCAGCUUGAGCUGGAACAGAAGAAGCGCUCUCAGUACGAAGAGGUUCUACGGAACAGCGCCACCGCCGACCACCGGUCACCGCCCGCGCAAUCACUGCCGCAGCCACAGCCGACGCAUGCGCAGGCAACGCAACAACUAACGCCACCUGAACGAGUGCCAUCGCCAGACAUGGAUCCAGAGCGUCACAGCAGACAAGAAUCCGAAAAGAAAGCCGAGUCCACGACAUCCGUCGGCUAGACCAAGGAGG